Messenger RNA from Kogia breviceps (pygmy sperm whale), 3632 nucleotides. RefSeq names its product tetratricopeptide repeat domain 38 (gene TTC38). The record is from RefSeq and is a predicted model, not a curated record. Lineage: Eukaryota; Metazoa; Chordata; Mammalia; Artiodactyla; Physeteridae. Gene Ontology annotation, molecular function: protein binding.
GCCCCGGAGAAGGGAGCCGGAGGGGUCCGCACGGGGGACCCGGCCCGGAGAGGUGGGUGUGUCCGAAGCGGACCAGUGAGCGAGCGGAGAGCGGGGGCCGCCCCGCCUCGCCCCCGGGACUCGACUCCCCGCCCCCAACCCGGAAGCCCGCGGCGGCGCGCGCAGCCCGCGCCCCCGACACCGACCCAGCACCAUGGCCGCGACCGCGCCCCUGCGCGACUGCCAGGCUUGGAAGGAUGCCGGGCUCCCUCUCUCAACCCCAAGCAACGAGGCCUGCAGGCUGUUUGAUGCCACCCUGACCCAGUACGUAAAAUGGACCAAUGACCAGAGUCUUGGUGGCAUUGAGGGGUGCCUGUCAAAGCUCAGAGCAGCAGAUCCGAACUUCGCCCUGGGCCACGCCAUCGCUAAUGGCCUCAUUCUGAUUGGAACCGGAAGCUCCGUGAGGCUGGACAAAGAGCUGGACCUGGCCGUGAAGACGAUGGUGGAGAUUUCCAAAGCUCAGCCCCUGACACAGCGGGAACGGCUGCACGUGUCUGCAGUAGAGACCUUUGCCAAGGGGAACCUUCCAAAAGCCUGUGAGCUGUGGGAACAGAUUCUCCAGGACUACCCGACAGACAUGUUGGCCCUGAAAUUUUCCCACGAUGCCUAUUUUUACCUGGGCUACCAGGAACAGAUGAGAGAUUCUGUGGCUCGAAUUUAUCCCUUCUGGACACCCGACAUACCCCUUAGCAGCUACGUGAAAGGCAUGUAUUCUUUCGGACUGAUGGAAACCAACUUCUACGAUCGGGCAGAAAAGCUCGCCAAAGAGGCUUUAUCUGUGAACCCGACGGACGCGUGGUCGGUGCACACCAUCGCCCAUAUUCAUGAGAUGAAAGCAGAGGUCCAGGAUGGAUUGGAGUUCAUGCAGCGCUCAGAAACCCACUGGAAGGGCUCUGAUAUGCUUGCUUGUCAUAAUUAUUGGCACUGGGCUUUAUAUCUGAUUGAAAAGGGCGAAUACGAGGCCGCGUUGACCAUUUAUGAUGACCACAUCCUCCCAAGCCUGCAGGUCAGCGGGGCGAUGCUGGACGUGGUGGACAGCUGCUCCAUGCUCUUCCGGCUGCAGAUGGAAGGGGUGUCUGUGGGUGAGCGGUGGCAAGAUGUCCUGUCUGUGACCCGGAAGCACAGCCGAGACCACAUCCUGCUCUUCAACGAUGUGCACUUCCUGAUGGCGUCCCUGGGCGCCGGGGACUCCCGGACCACGCAAGAGCUGCUGACCACCCUACGUGACGCCAGCGAGUCCCCGGGAGAGAACUGGCAGCACCUCCUGGCCCGCGACGUGGGGCUGCCCUUGUGCCAGGCCCUGGUGGAGGCCCAGAGCGGGAACCCCGACGGCGCCGUGGAGCUGCUCCUGCCCAUCCGCUACCGGACUGUCCAGAUCGGAGGCAGCAACGCCCAGAGAGACGUCUUCAACCAGUUACUGAUUCACGCAGCCUUAAACUGCUCAUCCAGCACCCACAAGAACGUGGCCCGGAGCCUUCUGAUGGAGCGAGACGCCUUGAAGCCCAACUCCCCACUGACUGCGAGGCUCCUGCGCAGGGCGGCCGCCGUCCACCUCCUGCAGUGAGCCGGCCCGGCCUCCUGCCCCGCGGAGCCUCCCCGGCCGUCGGACCAGCUGCCGCACUGGCUUCGCAGCGUUACAAGUAGCUGGAGCCUGUCGAUUAGGCCCGUAAAGCGCGAAGCCCUGUAACCAGCAACGUUACAGGAAGAGGGGACAGAAAUCAAUUCUCAGCAUGAUUCUGAAUCUUCUAGUCCUCGUUAGGGCCAGGGUGCAGUUUUAAGCAGUCAGAGCACCGAGGUGGGGACCGCUGUUCCACUUGCCUUGCAAAUUGUAUUUUCCCAGGGGACCCUUAUACCUUCUGGUCGGUCAAGGGUCGGAAGGGUUGGUGCUGGGCUCAGCUGGGGGAGGGGAGUCUCCUACGCAGCCCCUGGGGGCACGCCUCCCCCCCAGCCUAGGCUGCCCCUGGGAUAAACCCCUUCAUUCUGUCUUCCUCCCUGUAUUCCAGGAAGGUUCUGUUGUCCCACCUUUGGGGUGAGGGUUACCAAUGGAGGGGGGGUGACUUGCCCAGGGUCACAGCUAGCGGAGGCCCUGCUGGCAUUCACCCCAGGCCCCUGUGCUUCCUGGGAGAGGGACCCCCACCUUGCUGCCCGGGGCCUCGGCCCUUCGGCUGUCUCUGCAGAGAUGUCCUCAAGCUUCUCCCUGGGCUUUGGUGGCGCUGGUUUGGGCUUGUUUUCUCUUUAUUCUAAGCUGCACUUCCUAAAGGGGCCUCAGGUACCUGGUUUCCUUUGUCAGCCAUGCUUUUUUUUUUUUUUUUUUUUGCAGUACACGGGCCUCUCACUGUUGUGGCCUCUCGCGUUGCGGAGCACAGGCUCCGGACGCGCAGGCUCAGCGGCCGUGGCUCACGGGCCCAGCCGCUCCGCGGCACGUGGGAUCUUCCCGGACCGGGGCACGAACCCGCGUCCCCUGCAUCAGCAGGCGGAUUCUCAACCACUGUGCCACCAGGGAAGCCCAUGUCAGCCAUGCUUUUAAUCAUAGAAAUGCACACUCACUGAGCUGGUGGUGUGCUUUCUGGGGUGUGAGGAUCGAGCUCAGAGGUUGCCUUGCUGUGGCAAAAACCAAAGCAUUGUGACGUGGCUUGAACAAGAUCUGAGCCAGUUUUAUAAAUGCUGCCUCGGUCUCCUUCCCCAUCAGUAACCUGGCCCUGACGGCCCCCACCGAGCACGCUGCAGGUCUCGGGAGAACGUGCCGACUCGGCCGUGCUGUGAGGGGCGAUCCCAGCCCAUAGAUGUUUCUCAGGUUCCUUCGGUGCAAACUGAAAUUAGCUAGAGACUCAGGGGGGCAGGUCUCCUGGGAGGCAGCAGACACCUGCAAAUCGACUAGACAAAUUCCUGGGAUUAAAAUAAAUUAAUUAAUCGGUUCCUUUGACUAACUGUUGCUGGGUGGGCAUCUUCUAUUUGUCAGGCCUGGACUGGGUCCUGGGGAGACAGGCUUCUCCUUGAACCUGGGUGUGGGGUUGGGCAGUGAGUCAACAACAGAGUAAUUACAAUGGGAUUUCAAGAGAGGGGCUGUUAAUCCCCAGGAGCUAGGGACACAACCCAAGGGAGAGCCUGCCUUCCCAUCCUGAGCUGUCCCCUCCUGCCAGUUCCCCUGACAGAGCCUGCCCACACCCCGUCUGCCCUCCCCGCUCCUGGUUCCAAGCAAGACACAACUUGACCAGGGAAGUAGGAACCCUGGUCCCUCCUCCAGGAAGGCCUCUGCUCUCCCACUGCAGGCUGGUGCCCCACAGCCCUUGCUAUUGCACCUUUCUCCCCAGCUGUGACCUCCUCAGAUCAGGGACAGCAUCUGUGUCCCCGCGUCACCCAGCACAGAGCCUGCACUGACUACCUGUCAGUGAAGCCAUGACUGGUGAACGAUCCCUUGAAUGAGUGCAUUAAAAAAUGAAGCAGAAUAUGCUGGGGAAAGGAAGAAAGGAAUCUACAGUGGGUAGGCCAUUGAUAGAAGAGAGGAGGAGGCCAAGAGAAGAGAAGGAUGAAGAUAUAGCAGCAACAACUUGUUAACAAUUGUGACUUCUGACAACCCUCGCCACGCAAGGAGG